UAUACAACUAAAAAAUAUCAAAAUUGACUUUCGUUAGUCAUCCCACUUUUGUUAUUGUGUAUUGGACUUAAUGAAGUUUUGGGGUUUCACCAAAGAUAGGAUUUUAGUAUAAUAAACAGACAUAACAAACAGAUGCAUUAUCCACUUCCUUCCACUAAUAGUAGAAUGGUAUCUUGCUAUUAAUCUCUGAAAACAAACAAAUUAUUAAUAUUUCAUCAAGAUGUUAUUAGACGCUCGGAAUAAAUGUUUGUCUGAGAAUUCAAGUCUAAGUUUCGAUGAAGCUUGCUUGGAUGUCAUUAAUACCCUCAAUGAAACAAUUUCAAUUUAUGGUCAGUAUACUGAGUGCCACAAGUGUAAUUUCCAAAAUCUUACAACUCUUAAACCUGGAAAUACUACUUCAUUACUUUUCAAUACUGUUUAUCCAACCGAAUUAUUUUAUAGGAUAAACAAUAAUAGUAUGGAAAAGUGCAGGUUUCAAAAAACAUUGUAUGAGCAUUAUAGUUAUGGAUGGAAUAUUACGGUUGAAUGUGAUCCUAUUUAUAUUAAGGAACCAGCGGAAAAUUCGUUUCUCCCAAUUCUCACUGCGUUUAUUGUCCUAUUUUGUUUUGGUACACUGUGGUAUAUGGUGAAAUGUAUUUACAAAAAUUCUGGAAGACUGAGAAGAUAUUUGAACCUGAGUAAUGAAGUGGAGAAUGAUCUCGGUGAAACCUCUGGAUCCAUUCUGAUUAUGCCAAAAGCUCCAACAAUAAAGAAACAUCCUAAUAGGAUAAAAUCAAUUGACGUUUUUCGGGGACUAUGUAUUGUAGUAAUGAUAUUCGUUAACUAUGGAGGUGGAAAGUAUUGGUUUUUCAGUCAUUCUAUUUGGAAUGGUUUGACUUUAGCUGAUCUAGUAUUCCCUUGGUUCAUGUGGAUAAUGGGAAUGUCGCUGGCCAUUUCCCUUGAGAAAAAACUUAGACAUGCUGUUCCUAGACGUUUAUUAUUUUUUCUGAUUGUGAGAAGAUCUUUAAUUUUGAUUUUGCUGGGUAUCGUCAUAAAUUCUAAUCAUAAUCCGUCGACAGUUGCUGAAUUACGUUAUCCAGGAGUUUUGCAGCGUUUAGGAAUCACAUACCUUAUCAUUGGCUUGAUUGAAGUCGCAUUCAAAAAGAGAAUUGAGGAAGAACAAACAUCCCGGUUCAAAGAUAUCUUACCAUUUUGGAUGCCUAUGUCCCUGAUUGUUGUAUGCCUUGUGAUACAUACAUGCAUCACUUUCUUCGUAAAUGUGCCAGGUUGUGGUGAAGGCUAUCUCGGACCUGGAGGAUUAGAUGAGGGUGGUAAAUAUUUGAAUUGUACAGGUGGAGUAGCUGGCUACAUUGAUAGAUACAUCUUUGGUGAACACAUAUAUAAAGCACCGAUUAAACUCUAUGAAACAACGCAGCACUAUGAUCCUGAAGGACUUUUAGGAAUUCUAACUUCCUUAUUCAUUGUGUAUAUGGGUGUACAAGCUGGACGAAUUUUGAAUAUUUACGCAACAGUCAAGGAUAAAGUUAUUAGAUGGCUUGUUUGGGGAGCUGUUACGCUCAUACUUGGUCUUAUUCUUUGUGGUUUUAAAGAAAAUGACGGGCUGAUUCCAGUAAACAAAAAACUAUGGUCUCUUUCCUUUGUACUCAUCCUUUCCGGACUAGCGUUUUUCCUGCAAACAUUUUUAUUUUUGGUUGUAGAUAUCUACAGAAAAUGGGGCGGCAGGCCUCUGUUUUACCCAGGAAUGAACUCUCUAUUUUUAUAUAUUGGCCAUGAACUUUUUAAAAAUACUUUCCCAUUUGGGUGGAAACCUGUAAUUUCUACCCAUGGUACAUUUUUAUUCAUGAAUUUAUGGGGCACCUUCCUAUGGGUAGCCAUAUCUAUCUUUCUAUAUAAACAUAACAUAUUCUUUUCUAUUUAGAUUUAGUAAAGAAAAAUAUAUCUUAAAUAUCACGAAAUAUAUUGUAAUGAAUAAUGAAUAUUAUGACCAAAAUCAGCAUAAAUGUGGUGAUAUUCAUUAUUUUGAUACUAUUGUUUUAACAUUCAAUUGACUUGAUACUUUGUAGCUAACAUUGGUCAUUUUUCAUUAUUCUUAACUAUUAUUGCUGUUAUUCAAAUUUCAUAUUAUUCGAAUACUUAUAUAUUCUAGACUGAAUUUAGGUUAUGCUUAGAGCCAAAUUUGUUGAGAUUUUAUUUUAUGUAUUUUUCAAAGAAUUGAACUAUUUAAUAAAUAUUGUUAUAAAUCA
This is a messenger RNA of Harmonia axyridis, 2243 nucleotides long. RefSeq names its product heparan-alpha-glucosaminide N-acetyltransferase-like. The record is from RefSeq and is a predicted model, not a curated record. The transcript has 9 exons. The coding region runs from base 221 to 1918 and encodes 565 amino acids. NCBI's taxonomy places the organism in Eukaryota, Metazoa, Arthropoda, Insecta, Coleoptera, Coccinellidae.